Rhodofomes roseus is the source of this 1864-nucleotide messenger RNA. RefSeq names its product L-tyrosine:2-oxoglutarate aminotransferase. Bases 190 to 1635 code for a protein of 481 amino acids. Lineage: Eukaryota; Fungi; Basidiomycota; Agaricomycetes; Polyporales; Fomitopsidaceae. The record is from RefSeq and is a predicted model, not a curated record. The transcript has 5 exons. Gene Ontology annotation, biological process: L-tyrosine biosynthetic process; aromatic amino acid catabolic process. Gene Ontology annotation, molecular function: pyridoxal phosphate binding; aromatic-amino-acid:2-oxoglutarate transaminase activity; L-2-aminoadipate:2-oxoglutarate transaminase activity.
CACACGAUUGACGUAUACCGCCAGCCCGCUUCAAGGUGCGAUCUUGCCGGAGUGUGGAGACGGGCACACCCCGAUUCCUCUUAAGACCACACGCACACCGUGCCCCGCUGCAGGCUUCACCGCCCCGAAGCCCCGCGGGUCCAUCUAGCAUACUUACUGUGCGACCGUCGCUGACGAAUCCCGCGGACAAUGGCUAGCGUCGAUCUGUCCCAUCAUCUCUCCGCAGAGGCGCGUCUGCGCAAGCCCACGGCCAUGAAAGAGAUCUGGCGGCUCGCGUCGCGCAAGCCGAACAUGGUCUCCCUAGCCAACGGUGACCCGCCCAACAUCCUCUACCCAAUCAAAAGGGUGUCGUUUGAGAUCGCCUCCCCCUCGGGCGACGACCCCGUCGCGUCCUGGAAGACGGAGAGCGCAAACACGCCCACGCAGGUCAUCGGCGCGACGCGCGACGGCCCGUCCGUCCUCCCUGUCAAGAAGGCCAUGCAGUACACGAACGGGGCCGGGCACGUCGAGACGCAGAAAGCGGUCUCCGAGCUCGCGCACGCAUACCACCACCCGCCGAAUCACGUCAUAACCUUGACGCUCGGGAACGGGGACGCUGUGACGAAGUGCUUUCGGCUGUUCGGGAAUCCUGGCGACCACUUCCUCGCAGACGAGUUCACAUUCAGCGCACUCGUCCAAGCGGCCAUACCUCAAGGGAUCAAAUGGGUGCCGGUUCGAAUGGACGAUAGAGGGAUGAUCCCUGAGCGAUUGGAAGAGAUCUUGACUAGCUGGGAUGCCGCACGGGGACCAAGACCGCACGUUCUCUACACGAUCCCAUGUGGACAAAAUCCCACAGGUUCGACAUUGAGCGUAGAGCGGCGCGGGAAGAUCUAUGAGCUUGCGCAACGGUUUGACCUCAUAAUCAUAGAAGACGAUCCAUAUUACUUCCUGCAGUUCCCGUCGUCAGACGCUACUGCAGCCCCGAAGUCCACGCCAUCCUUCGUUUCGUUGGACGUAGAUGGCCGUGUCGUCCGCGUCGACUCGUUCAGCAAAGUAAUUGCGCCCGGCAUGCGACUCGGCUGGAUAACAUCCAGCACGCAGUUCCACGAACAGCUAGUUGCCCUCACGGACUCCUCCAGCCAGCAUCCUCAUGCCUUCGGACAAAUAUUCCUUAGCGAGCUCCUAGGUCCAGAAGGAUGGCAGCUACCGGGGUUCGACAAGUGGGUACGCGGACUCGGGAUGGAGUACAAGCGCCGUUGCGAAUUCUUCCUGGACUUGUUCGCCAAAGAAGUCGCCACUACGGGAUUCGCGGAGGCAAUCCCACCAGAAGCAGGUAUGUUCGUUUGGACGCGGAUCUAUGUCGAGAAGCAUCCCAGAUACCGGAAAGAAGUUGCGGGCGUAGAGGGAGCUAGAGGUCCUCGCACGAACUGCAAGAAGUUGAUGGAGGAGCUGUUCGACACAUGCCUCGACGAAGGACUGGUGGUGAUGCCCGCGUCCAUCUUCAAAGUGGACUCAGACCCGCAUUACACCGAUCCUGAAGACAACAUCGAGGACCGCCUGAACUAUUUCCGUCUCACAUUCUGUGGGACAGAGGAGACCAUGAGAACGGGUUUGUCGACUCUCGGAAGAGGUCUCAGAGUCUUCUUCGCGAAUUAGGGACCAAUGGAUGCGAAUUUUGUUCGAUUAGGGAGAGGAAUAUAACAUGUAGUCAAUCCCAAGAUAAUCCUGGGUUCAAACCGACACGUAUUUGAGACAACAUGGCUCGUACCUGCUUAGCCUUCAGCUACAACAGGUAGCUUUGUCUCGUUUGUAUUCGCUAGGCUCGCUGCAUUCACGAACAAAGUCGUAUGGUGGUGGUCGAGGUGAGGGUUAAAUAAGAAAGAAG